Molecule: messenger RNA, 4031 nt
Organism: Xenia sp. Carnegie-2017
Lineage: Eukaryota; Metazoa; Cnidaria; Anthozoa; Malacalcyonacea; Xeniidae
Exons: 2
Coding region: 1590-2312 (240 amino acids)
Source: RefSeq, a predicted model, not a curated record
GAAUGGUCAAAACAAAUCCUGGGGUCUUGGUCUGGUCUAUGAUGUUGCUCGAACUGAAAAGUACUCACAAGGAUCCAACCAAGAAUGGUACAGUUUUAAGAACAGAAUUCUCGAACAUGUUAACUGUAGUUCAAUGCGAAAUGCUGGUCAAUUUCAUAUGAAGGCCUUACAGUAUCAUUUGAGUCAGAAACCACGAAAGGAAAGAAACAUUGACACUAACGUUAAGCUGGUGUAUGCAGGAAUAGAAAUAUGUAAGAUCAAGACGGCGGCUUUAUUGUACGAGUCAUUGGUAGCAUUCCUUUCCUUUUGUGGAGUAGACGUUGGGACUAUCGGACAUGGAAGGUUUGAUUUUAAGGGUUUUUUUUGUAUUGCAGGGGUUUUGUCAUUAAUCUCAGCUGUCUAUCUUCCAACAUUAUAGAAAGCAGUUUCCACAUAUAAUAAAGGCUGCAUAUAUCCACGUCAUUAAGCAAAAGGCAUCGUAUCUACAAAAACAUUUGGUAAAUACUGGCUUGCCCCCACUUUUCAGUUGCAAUAGACAAAUCUACUCCUCACAGAGACACGAAUCAGGCCAUAAUGAUCUUUUUACCUGUGAAUGGUAAACGCACUGCGAUGCCAAUUGAUGCUCCACUAGUGUACGAGUACAGAGAUGCAGAUUCCGAUAACGAAGACCCUAUUAGAGGAGGUUACUUGCCGUACAAGUAAUUGAAAUUUUAAAACGAUCAUUGCAGCUAACUAGCUCGGAUUUAAGGUUGUUGCGAGGUAGGAUGUUAUUAUGAGAGCUGACUGAGUCGAUGUGUGAGUAAUUUGCUAAACACGUUCUCCAUUGGCUUACUUUCAUUUUCUAAUUGCUUCUAGAUGUUCAUGCUGAUGGACAGUACCAAGCGAGUACAUUUCAAACGAAACUAUACGAGCUUUUGGGGAUGCAUCGAAAACCAGAUCCAUACUUUCUUCUUCCUUGGGAUGCAUCCCACUGGCUAGACCUAGCGAUCGUUUUGCUACGUGAAAAUUCCUUGUCUUCCAAUUUUAUCAAGCUUAUCAUCAAACGCUCUAAUCGCUUGCACACAUUAUUUGGAAGUGGCCGAGAACAUGCUGUGUACAAGACGUAUUCCAAAAAUCAAGGAUUAAAACGCUCGAAUCUGUUACAUAUGCAACCACGUGAUUUACCUGUUGUGCUUUCGAUCAAUGGAAGAAAAUUUACAAUAGUUAUCCCGCUUUGUUUACGGCAUACAGUGCAAAUCGAGAAGAUAAAAAAGAUGAUUGUGAUGAGACAAAAUACCAACUCAGAGGUCAAGAUUUUGCCAUAUAUCUAUGUGGAAUAAUUGAUGUGUUUCAGGCAGUUGUUUCGUUAAUGAUCAAAUGUCAGAGCUUAAACGUACCUCCCUGGAAAAUUGUUGCUUGGUUUCCGAUAGUCACUGACAUCUUGGAGGACAUCAGGACAGAAUUAAAGCGACUUAAGGACGGAGAUGUUGUAAAACCAGCUGAAAAGUUGUUGCCAAGACUUGCAAAACAUUGGCAUGAAUUAACAAAAGAACAAAUUGAAGAAUGUUCGUUUCAUGGAAUACAAGUCUGCGAAGGAUGGCUCUUAGUCAAUGAGAGUGAGCAACUCGUCGAAGAACCGUCUACAGACAAGACUGGGAAACAACAUAACUUGGGAGGCACGAUCACCAAAUGAUUGCCUAGAUGGUCUUUAUAAACUCACAGAAGAUAUUCCAAUGUGUCCAGCAUCUCGCUACAAAAACAUUAAGAUCGACAACAUCACUAAGUUAGAAGCUGUGUUUGACAUUGAGGGACUAACAAAGCUUCUUUGUCAUUUUUCUCACGCUAAUGGGCGGAUCAAAGUCAGCAGGGCUGGAAGACAUCUUUGGGAUUUUCGCGGGAAAAGAGAGUUUGCCGAUUUUUUCAAGUAUGUUUGCCAAUUGCCUCAUGUCAUGCAGCUACUAGACGACCAACCAUUACUGAAACUGUUGCCGCAUAACAGUGAUAAUGUCUUGGAGCAAUUUAAAGAAACUGUGAUGAGAAUGGUCUGGGAAGGUCUUGGUAAUUGUCGUUCGUAUGUGUUCAUCGAUGAAAAGCACCAACCAGUGACAGAAUUUGAAAAGGAGCAGCUAAUUUCCCUUAAAUGCAUUGAGGAUCCUGCACUAGAUUUGUGGUUUACACUGAAAUUUUCUUCGGGAAAGGCAGUGAAAGCAACGAUCAACGAAGAAUUUGUGUACACCAGCAUGUACACAAAUGAAGAUAUAAUAAGGUCAAUUGGUCAAGAAAUGUGCAUCGCCCUUGACGUAGCUCUUUCACAAGUGGUUGUGAGGCUAUAGUAGAAGGAUUUUAUAGUCUUAUGGGUACUCACAAGAAAACUGGAGCCCAAUCUAAUGAGGUUUUGGUUCAUAGAUCUAUAGUAGAUUGGUGCGUUCUUCAGCCCGUUUCAUGUCCUCGUACCACGAGAGCCAUUGCAGAAAUUUAUACAAACGGUGAUGAAGACUAUAAGCUACCAAAACAUCGGCUACCAUAUUUUAAAGAACACAGAGCGUCAAAUUUUGAAGUUAGCAAAGUUGUGGAUAGAGUGAGGCUCAUGCCUCCUCGAUGUCCACAUGUUUUGCAUGAAAAUGAUUUUGGUGAACUAUGACGGAGUUGUACUCACUCAAGGAUUUAUAGCUUUAAAUGCGAUAUUUUAUCUUUUAGUUUUUACUUUAUCUGUAAACUGUAAAUGUACACUGUAAUUGUAAAUGCUUGUUGCCAUUGUAAACUAUUCAACAAACACGCAAGAGCUUAAAGUUAACUACUGCGUUAUUUCAGGAAUACUCAGCACCACAUGCAUCAUUGAAUUACCCUGCCACGCCCACAAAUAUGGCGGAAUUUUGCCACGCCCAAACAUGCCUGGUGUGCAAUAAUAUUAUUAAAAAAAAUCUCCGGUGUGCAGUAGACAUACUUUCCAUACUGGAUCCACACUAUCACAAUGUGAGCAUUUAAUUAUGUUUAUAUCCAUUGUUGUAUUCAUAGCUUAUAAAGUGUAUUUGUGCAUUGUAUUGAACUUAAUUCACAGGCCAAGAAUCAAGAACAUUCAAAAGGAAACGACCAAAGACUCAAGGAGAGAUGAAAAAUGAUGUUCAGCAACUUCAUGUUGAGGUUCUUCAACUGGAAAAAGAAAAAAUGUUGUUUGACAAGCACAACCUAGAGUUGAAGAAAAAAAAACUCAAACUACAAGUACAGUUACUUGAGAGGAUAGUUGAAAUCAGUGAACAACCCCCUUCAUUUUUUUUAAUAAACUAGUCAACUGAAAUAUGUUUGUGCCAUAUGCUCCCUUGCUGCUAUUCCAUCUGUUUCCCCUGCAUCCAACAAAACAUCUUCAUUUUCUUCUUCCAGUGCAUCUUCUCCAAACUCAUCUUCUUCAACUCCAGGCUCUUGUCUUAGAAUGCAAAUGUUAUGCAAUACUGCACAAGCCAUUAUAAUGGUGCAGACUCUAUCUAGUUUCAUCCUAAAUAGAGUAAACAUGCUUGCUAGGAUUUGAUGUUGUAUUAAGGCUCAUAAAGACUCACUGAUACCUUAUUUCUGAAUGCAAAACAUGAAACCUUCUUUUCCAAAUGCCAAUGGUUCUUUCAACCAAACACCUUGUUUUUUUAUGUGCCUUGUUAAACUUUUUCUGGCAUGGAUGCACUGGAUGGAGGUAUGGAGUCAUCAAAAAUGACCGUAAGGCAUAUCCACUGUCCCCCAACAGCACAUCAUUAUUUGCUGCAUGAUCCAUUUCUUCCAACCUUCUACCAAUGGUAGAGGACCGGAAGAUGAAUGAAUAAUGACAUGAUCCUGGCCAUCGUGCUACCACAUUGAUAAAUUUGCCUGCAUAAAAUUAAUUUUUGGAAAUUUUUUUUUAAGUAGGUUGUAUUAAUACUUGUAGGAUAAAUUAAGUGGAUAACUUUGUAAAAUUCUAUUGUUAUGAUUAUGUAUUAUAUUAUGAUUAUUGAAGUGUAUUAUAUUAUGGUUCUUGAAGUCUAGUACAUUAUGGUUUUGAAUAUUAAUUAAACAUGUUUAAUAUGCUCAUA